This is a messenger RNA of Saccostrea cuccullata (small rock oyster), 1285 nucleotides long. RefSeq lists its product as uncharacterized. Bases 129 to 1193 code for a protein of 354 amino acids. The record is from RefSeq and is a predicted model, not a curated record. The transcript has 7 exons. Lineage: Eukaryota; Metazoa; Mollusca; Bivalvia; Ostreida; Ostreidae.
CGGCCUACGUAAAAUCGAAACCACUUUAUUUUCCAUUUCAUCGCACCUGUUGCCUAAAAAUGAAUAUCGAUUAUUUUACGCGUAGUGAUUAAUUUGCAAACCAGUAAACGUACGGAUCAAGUAGGAAGAUGUUGGAGAAUGACGAAAAGAUUCCAGAUGUUCACAAAGAAAAGAAGGAAAUGAGUCUCAAGGAAAAAAUUGACUACUUUGAUAGAGAAAUUCGUCUGCUUCACCAGUUUUGCAUCAAUUCUGGAUACAGCAAGAAGGAAAUUCGACAGUCGGCGGAGCCUUUCCUUCUCGCCACUGACUCUCUGGCGUGGCAGAAGACGAAAAGGAAACUGAUACUUGUUGGUGUACUUAUAGCCGUCAUUGCUGCAUUGUAUUAUUGCGAUCCAACGUACAGGUUUAUCUUGGCUGUCAGCAGAAUCACAGCUAUAAAGCUGAUUCCUGUGUGGGAUUGGACCAAGGUUCACCAGUGGGAGUGUAUGGUUGACAACCCCCUGUAUGCUGGAGUGACUCUUACAGAAGAAGACUGUGAUAUCUGUAAAGAUCUUGAGACCGUGGAAAGAGUUACUAAUUUAAGUGGGACAGAUUUCCAUGACAACUAUCUAAAGCCGGAGCUUCCAGUAAUUGUAGAGGAUGGAACAAAAGACUGGGCAAAAGAAAAACUACAGACAAACAUUGAGACUCUUUACAAGGCCUACAAAGAGAACAAUGCUCUUCACAGAAACCCAGUCUGUGGCUUCCACACUGAUACAAAAUACAACAACCUUCAGUUAUUUCUACAUCAAAUUGUUACCUCAGAUACACAGUCCUACACAGCAGAUUGGGAAAACUGCAUAAAAGAAGGGGCGAAAGCCUUUCGGAGCUUCUACCAGAGGCCUUACUUCUUGCCCCAGACAGUGGAUAUUUCUGAUUCUAAUUGGGUUUUUGUCUCCAAAGGAUCAGUAGAACACCAUUAUGAUGUCCCACUUUCCAAUCCUUUCCUGAUGUUAAUACCCUUGAAGGGUCAGUUUGAGAUAGCUCUUUCUCCAAGAGAACCUUGUUCCAAAGUUUGUGUGGAUGUAACUGCUGACUUGCAUGGAGGAGAAAUUAUGAUUGUAAACAUGGCUGACUUGCUCUGGUUUAAAUCCUAUCGCCCCACUGGGUCAGGAGAAAAUAUUUUGAUUGGGGUUGGAGGAUCAUAUGAAUGAUUUUCAACCGAGAGUCAACACAACAUAUUCAAAGAGAUCAUUGAAAUCCUGUACAUCUACCAUUAAAUCAAAAUAAAGGGAAAAAGAUUAAA